Psilocybe cubensis is the source of this 1197-nucleotide messenger RNA. RefSeq lists its product as uncharacterized. The transcript has a single exon. Lineage: Eukaryota; Fungi; Basidiomycota; Agaricomycetes; Agaricales; Agrocybaceae. The coding region runs from base 1 to 1197 and encodes 398 amino acids. The record is from RefSeq and is a predicted model, not a curated record.
AUGUUUCAAUACCUCGUACCAUUUUUGCUUCUAGCAGUGCCUACUCUUGCGCUUCCCGCUCCAGGCGCAUGUACCACUCUCCCUGAAAACAUCGAUUUCACGACAAACCCCGCCCUCCCAAAUCCCUUCGCGUUUCUCGAUGGUACACCCGUCGUAACACCUGAACAGUGGGCCUGCCGCCGCGAGGAGAUUGGCCAACUAUUCCAGCGUUUCGAACUUGGUACUCUCCCACCUAGGCCAGAACAAGUUUCUGGAUCUUUCUCCAACGGUGUCCUCACCGUCAACGCAACCGAGGCCGGGAAAUCCAUUUCCUUCACUGUCCCCAUCACCCCACCCAAGAACCUGACACUGGCGGGUAAAGGUCCUUUCCCCGCUGUCAUCGCCGUCGGUGGAGCUAGCGUCCCCAUUCCAUCAGACGUUGCUCUCAUCAACUUCAACAAUAACGAUAUCGCUCUCCAGAACGAUCAGAGCAGCCGAGGAGUAGGCAAAUUCUUCACCCUUUACGGCUCAAACCACUCUGCGGGUGCCCUCAUCGCGUGGACGUGGGGUAUCGGACGCAUCAUCGACGUGUUGGAGACCACACCGGGCCACAACAUUGACGUGAAACGGCUUGGAGUUACUGGAUGCAGUCGUAACGGCAAAGGCGCGUACGUCGCUGGUGCCUUCGAGGAGCGAAUCGCGCUCACGCUGGUUCAGGAGUCUGGGUCUGGCGGCGCAGGGUGCUGGCGCAUCUCCGACGACAUGCUCAACAAACAGAACAUCACCACGCAGACUGCAUCCGAGAUUGUCCAGGAGAACGUUUGGUUCUCUCCUAACUUCAAUCCAUUCGUGAAUGAGGUCACGGUCCUCCCAUUUGACCACCACAUGCUCGCUGGCCUCGUCGCUCCCCGCGGGCUGCUAGUGAUCGACAACACCGGCAUCGACUGGCUCGGUCCCGAGUCGGUGUGGGGAUGCCAGACAACUGGACACCUCAUCUACGAAGCACUCGGGAUCCCUAGCUCAAUGGGAAUCACUCAGGAGGGUAACCACGACCACUGUGCACUUCCCGCAGACGAAGCACCCGACGUUUCCGCAUUCAUCAGCCGAUUCCUCAAGGGCCAGAAUGUGAAUACCACUGUUUUCGACACUGAUGGGCCGAACAAUGUUGGCUUUGUUCCAUCCACCUACAUCAAUUGGAAUGUUCCCAAACUUCAUUGA